Molecule: messenger RNA, 1482 nt
Organism: Chenopodium quinoa (quinoa)
Lineage: Eukaryota; Viridiplantae; Streptophyta; Magnoliopsida; Caryophyllales; Amaranthaceae
Product: ureide permease 2-like
Exons: 6
Coding region: 1-1011 (336 amino acids)
Biological process (GO): nitrogen compound transport
Cellular component (GO): membrane
Molecular function (GO): allantoin:proton symporter activity; uracil:monoatomic cation symporter activity
Source: RefSeq, a predicted model, not a curated record
AUGAUUAAGCGUCGAAUAAAUUUGGAUAUUAGGCAUUUUAUACACAGAAGUGCAGAUUACGAUAACUGGCCGUGUGUGUUAUUCGCAAUGGCAGGUGGAGUAGUCCUCAUUAUCGGAAAUCUAUCCACGCAAUAUGCUUGGGCAUUAGUAGGGUUAUCAGUGGUAGAGGUGGUAGUUUGUAGCAUCACUGUUGUAAUAGGCACCACAUUGAACUAUUUCCUGGAUGACAAAAUUGACAAGGCUGCAGUUCUUUUCCCCGGUGUAGCGUGUUUUCUGAUUGCUGUUAUUUUAGGCUCAUUUGUUCACUCAUCUAAUGCCUCUGAUAACAAGAAGAAACUGAGGCAUUUGUCAGCUGGUUUUGAAGAUAAAGCAGAUUGCAAGGAUGCUUCAAUGGAUCCUGAAAAGGGAAAAGAAGCUAAUGUAGAGGCACAAUUUGGGAGUGCAGAAUUCCUCAUCGAACUAGAAAAUAAGAGAUCCAUAAAGGUGUUUGAUAGAAGCAUCUGGCUUGGACUUGCUAUAACUUUCUUUUCAGGAGUCUGCAUCUCUCUAUUCUCACCAGCACUGAAUAUAGCAACAAAUGACCAGUUCCAUCUGCUAAAGAAAGGGGUUCCACAUUUGGUGGUUUACACUGCAUUUUUCUACUUCACGGUCUCUAGUUUCGUGGUUUCUGUUGUUCUUAACAUCAUAUUCCUAUACCACCCUAUCUUAAAAUUGCCAAAGUCAUCGUUUAAGGCCUACCUGGCAGACUCGAAAGGAAGAGGGUGGGCUUUACUUGCAGGGCUUCUCUGUGGUUUUGGGAAUGGCCUUCAGUUCAUGGGAGGUCAGGCUGCUGGUUAUGCUGCAGCUGAUUCUGUUGAGGCACUUCCUCUGGUGAGCACCUUUUGGGCUAUACUAUUAUUCGGCGAGUACAGAAAAUCUUCAAGAAAAACAUAUACAUUGCCAGUUAGCAUGUUGUUGAUGUUUGUUGUGGCUGUUGGUGUCCUCAUGGCAUCUUCAGGACAUAGGAAAUAAUUUAGCUUCGAAAUAUUGUACAAGUACAUACUUGUAUAUAUUAGGCCAGGCCUUCUGAAUGCAGAAGUACUGAUUUAUGUUAAGCACUGUCUGAAACAUUUCAAGUCUAAAGUAAUAAGUUUAAAAUUGAUAAAUUAAGGUAAAAAAAAAAUGAGAUCUUACCCUUGGGGUUUAUCAGAUCCAAAAAUAAUGCAUAGCCUCUAUUAUUAAAAUUAAUUUUUUGAUUCAUCAAACUUAAAUUUUUUUAUGUAAUAACAAACUUGAUAACUUAAAAUUGAUUUUGACACUCCUUAAUUUAGUUGUUCAAAGUCGUAACAACUUAACUACAAGUCUUACAAAUAAAAAAAAUAAAAAAACCAACACUAUUAGGUUUGUAUUUAAUACUACCUUUAUUAAACAAGUCAUGCUGACAUUAUAGAUUGACACAUGUCAUUUUCGCCUAAACUAUUUAUGCCCAUCAUCCUUUUUUAU